This is a messenger RNA of Cricetulus griseus (Chinese hamster), 3433 nucleotides long. NCBI's taxonomy places the organism in Eukaryota, Metazoa, Chordata, Mammalia, Rodentia, Cricetidae. The record is from RefSeq and is a predicted model, not a curated record.
GGUCACAUUCUCUGUACUACCUCUUCAUGGGUGCCUCAGAGACAGAACUUGGGCUGCCCUUGUUUGAGGCUAUGGGCUACGUGGAUGACCAACUCUUCGUGUCCUAUAAUCAUGAGAAUCGCCGUGCUGAGCCCCGGGCCCCAUGGAUCUUGGACCAGACCUCAAGCCAGCUGUGGCUACAGCUGAGUCAGAGCCUGAAAGGGUGGGACCACAUGUUCAUUGUCGACUUCUGGAAUAUCAUGGACAACUAUAACCACAGUAAGGGCAGUAAGCUGGGAGUGAUGCCGGAGUCCCACAUCCUGCAGGUGAUCCUGGGCUGUGAGGUGCAUGAAGACAAUAGUACCAGUGGCAUCUGGAAGUAUGGGUAUGAUGGGCAAGACCACCUUGAAUUCUGCCCCACGACACUGGAAUGGAGAGCAGCAGAGCCAGGGGCUUGGACCACCAAGGUGGAGUGGGAAGAGCACAAGAUCCGUACCAGGCAGAACAAGGACUACCUGGAGAGGGACUGUCCUGAGCAGCUGAAACAGUUCCUGGAGCUGGGGAGCGGGCUUCUGAAGCAGCAAGUGCCUCCUUUGGUGAAGGUGACUCAUCAUUGGGCUCCUGCAGGGACCUCUCUAAGAUGUCAGGCUCUGAACUUCUUCCCUCAGAACAUCACUAUGAAGUGGCUGAAGGACAACCAGCCACUGGAUGUCAAUGAUAUCAACCCCAAGGAUGUGCUGCCUAAUGGGGAUGGGACCUACCAGGCCCACAUGACCUUGCCUGUGGCCCCUGGUGAUGAGACAAGAUUCACCUGUCAAGUAGAGCACCCAGGCUUGGAUCAGCCCCUCAUUGCCACCUGGGAGCCCUUGCCAUCUCGGGCCAUGAUCAUUGGAACCAUCAGUGGGAUCACCAUUUGUGUCAUCUUCUUUGUUGGAAUUUUGUUCCUAAUCUUAAGGAAAAGGAAGGCUUCAGAAGAAACCAUGGGUGACUAUGUCUUAGCAGAGUGUGAAUGACCUGCAGCCUGCAGACCCAUGGAAGGGAGGAGACUCCACCAAAGACCUGGAGGAAGCACGCAUGCUCCAUUCUAGGACAGAGUUGGAUCUAAUAGACAGAAAGUGCCUGAUGUACUCUGCUCGUAGCUUUCCUUGUUCACUUUCUUAAGAUGUUUCCCCCAGUCAAGUCUUUGAGUUCCUGAACAACAGUGACUGCUCCAGAUGUAACCUCUCCCUCCAGAACUGGUCUCAUGAAUCUCCAGCUGCAUCUAGAGGCAUCCUUCAUUUCCUCCAUCCAUCUAGACUCCAUAUGUUUACUUCUUACCAAGGCUCUCUAAAUUUGGAGGAUACACAAUUCAUUUUCAUAUUUGAAGAAGCUAUGAGUCUUCUUCCUGAGAUACACACAACGUACUUGUGCCAUAACUUUGCAACAAGUAUCCUAGAAUCCAGGAACCACUCAAUUGUCCUUUGAGCCUCUCCAUCUAUCAUCUUGUGAUUCCUAUGUCACCAAACUCUGACUUUUCUGACAUUAGAGUGCUAUAUGGGUCAUCAAUACAACCUGAGGAGACACCCUCUGAGAAAAUACAGACGUCUUUGUGCACAAUGAUGGCUAUGUGUUCAUAUCUACAAAGCUGUUGGACAGAUUUCCAAUGACUAAUUUCAUGUGCAUUGGUGACAUGAUGCCUGUGAAGUACCCUCUUUCCUUGCCGGAUAAUAGAAAUCAUGAUUAUAAUAAUAAAGUGUGGCUUGCACUUGUGAAGAAGUGCUCAAUAUUAUACUCUGCUCUGAUCACCUGCUACAUGUAGACCACGGCCUGAAAGUUGUAAUGUUUUCAUCAAGUGGAAAUUAUUAUCUGCACCAACUUCCCUUUUCUUUAGUUGCAGAAAAUGAAGACCCACACCUCUCCAGAGAUACAGACACACAAACAGUCGUAAGAGUAUCAUUCUGACUCUUUGAUGCACCCUGUGCACUGGAUUAGUUACAUGAAGUGAGGGGAAGUGGAGAAGAUUACUUUUUUCUUGUCUCCUGAGUUUUUUUUUUUUUUUCUUUUCAAUAAGUUUGACUCAUGUCAUGAGAAAUAGCUGCCAACAUUCUCCAACCCUCAGCUACCAUGAGUCCUUUCAAUCUCCUGUUUUCUCUGGCAUCCUUCUUUUAGUUCAAUUUAGUUUUUUUUUUUUUGUUUUGUUUUGUUUUUUAACUUAUCUGACAGAUGUCCUUGAAGCUGAUGCUUCUGGAGUCAGAACCUUCAAGUGACUGUCCUGGCAGCCAAUAAUCUGUUAAGCAUUCUCAUCUCAAGGAAGUAAAUGGAAACUGCAGGUGGCCUGGAGAAUGCCGGGAGUUACUGGGGUCUGGCUGCUCAUUCAUAGUUGUACACAUUAAAGCAAAAAAUGCGACUGAACUAGACAAUUUAGAAAUUACUAGGUUGAAGAAAAGAGGUUCAUUUGUUCAUGUUUGAGAGCCAAGCCUUAUGUUUCUAUCAUGUUUGUGUAAGUACAUAUAUCUGUCUUCAUGUGUGUGUUCAUAUAUGGGUACAUGUGUAUGCACAUGUGUGCAUGGGUACAUGUCUUCAUUCAGAUGCCAUGUAUUCACUUCUCCCCCAAAGCACACAUUUGCCUGCAUGACUGUGCUAUAAAUUCCAUCGUAAAAACCAAGUGCCUCAGACCAAGCUUUGAGCUGGGACCUCAACUUCACUUUUUUUUUUUUUUCUUUUUUGGUCUUGAUCUUGUUUUCUGUUUAUGAAAGUUAGGUUGAAGAAAAAAACAGCAAAAUAUGAAUUCACUGUUGAAAAUAGAUGGACAUACAGUUAUCAUUUCUUCAGUGAGUAACACUCUACUAACAACUGGUACAUUGCCGAGGUAUCACUCCCAUCAAAACAUGUGCAACUAAUAAACACUUGAUUUGGUAAAUAUGCCACCGUAUUUUGUCCCACACAGCUUUAUGAUAUUCUUGCCCAUUAUAUGGAUAUAGUUAGGAACAUUUUUAUUUUGGUUUGGUUUAAUUUUUUAAACUGUUCCCACUGUAAUUGAGAUUACAUGUUUGUACUUUAUAUUUGUUUUUGUUUUUGUUUUUUCGAGACAGGGUUUCUCUGUGUAGCUUUGGAGACUAUCCUGGCACUCUCUCUGGAGACCAGGCUGGACUCGAACUCACAGCGAUCUGCCUGUCUCUGCCUCUGCUAGGAUUAAAGGCAUGUGCCACCACCGCCUGGCUCAUGUAUGUACUUUUUUUUCCUUUUUUCAUUACACUGUGAUAGCUUGAUUGAUAGUUUUCCUUUGCUGUAAGGACAUUAUCAUCUGAGUUGUAAGUAAGUGUUUAUCUACAAGCCGAGCUGAAAGCACGCUGUAAUUUAUUCUCUCUAAAUAUCAGUCUGUACAUAGCAGAAUGCCAUGGGGUUUCCUUCACCUGGUAGGGAAAUGUUAUAGUUAACUAAAAAAUUGUAUAAUAAUUAGACUAUGCAAAUGAUA